Dioscorea cayenensis subsp. rotundata (Guinea yam) is the source of this 2621-nucleotide messenger RNA. Its product is annotated as BEL1-like homeodomain protein 7. Lineage: Eukaryota; Viridiplantae; Streptophyta; Magnoliopsida; Dioscoreales; Dioscoreaceae. The transcript has 5 exons. Bases 366 to 2291 code for a protein of 641 amino acids. The record is from RefSeq and is a predicted model, not a curated record. Gene Ontology annotation, molecular function: RNA polymerase II cis-regulatory region sequence-specific DNA binding; DNA-binding transcription factor activity, RNA polymerase II-specific. Gene Ontology annotation, biological process: regulation of transcription by RNA polymerase II.
GGGAAUAAAGAUGGGGAAAAAAAUGAAAAAAAUAUUCAUAAAUUAGAGUUGUGUUGCUGCUGCUGCUGGUGUUGUUGUUGUUGUUGUUGUUGUUGUGCAACGGACUUUUUUAUUUUGAGGGUGAAAAGGGGUCUGGUUUUUUGUUGAUUCUUGGGAUCGUGGUUUGUCUCCAGCAGUGGGAGGGAUCUCUCUCAGUAGAUCAGCUCUGAAUUCUUACUUUCCUGUUCUCCACAAGCAGCUAAUACAAAUGGCCCCACGUUUAUGGAGACCUUCCCUACCUUCAUGAUGUGCAGACACGAUCUCUUAUCAUGAUUUCUAUUCAAACUCUGCUAUUAGUAAAGCUCUUCACUUUAUAAGAUUAACAAAUGAGAGCAAUGGCUACUUUUUACUCUGGCUCAGACGAUCAGAGGGACAUUAUGCAAACCCGUUAUAUUAGAGAAAGUGGGAAUUCAUCCUAUCCUGAGUCAUCAGUUCAUGGAAGCAUGCCUUAUAUGAGUUAUUCAUCUUCCGGGCCAUAUUCAGAAAUUUUGGCAGGCAAUAGUGGUCAGUCACAGCAAACAUGCUUGGAGUUUCCUGUUUCUGCAGUCAAGGACGAUUCUGCACUUGGGAGGCCUGACAUAUCCGCCUCACAAAUUAUGGAACAAACUUACAAUGCUUGGAGAGAUGGUAAAGAUGAGAUAUUGGUGCAAGGUGAUGGGUCAUUGAAUAGUGUAGAUGAUAUCCAGAUGGGAUUGUGUAAACAGCUGAGUGUCUUAAGGAAUCAAGAUUCAUCUCUGCAGCCAUCAAAUGUUACGGCAUCACCAGGCCAAGGCUUAUCUCUUAGCCUUAGUACCCAUAUUGCAGUGCCUUCUUUUCCAUGUCAGCCUGCUAACUCAGACAUCUCUCACAUGAGUUCUCAUCAAUCAGCUUCAGUAAAUAGUGGGUCAUGUAGAGAUGAUAAUGCCAGAAACAAGCUGAUGCAUGCAAAUCUCUCUCAUGGGCUUUCCACUCUGAUGAGCACAAUUCCAAAUUCUAAAUAUCUGAAGGCUGCACAACAACUACUUGAUGAAGUCGUGCACAUUAGCUAUGUUUUGAAGAACAAAGCGAACAAAGGUCAAGCUUUGAAUAAUUCUUUAGACACUUCAAGUUGCAAAGAAAAUGAUGCGGAAUCAAAGAGUAAUGGAAUGCCUAACGACAAUCAAGGAUCCUUGGCCAAUUCCACUGUGGAGCCCGAGCAUCAUGAGAGGCAGGAGCUCCAAAGCAAGAUAACAAAACUUUUGGCUAUGCUGGAUGAGGUUGAUAGAAGAUACAAACAGUAUUAUUAUCAGAUGCAGACUGUAGUGUCAUCUUUUGAUGUAAUAGCAGGUGUUGGGGCAGCCAAAGCUUACACUGCUCUUGCUCUGCGAACUAUUUCAAGGCAUUUCCGCUGCCUCAGAGAUGCUAUCUGUGGCCAGAUCCGAUGCUCACGCAAAUCUCUGGGUGUGGAAGACAAUUCAAGUGGCAAGGGGGGUGGGAUACCACGUCUUCGUCUCAUAGACCAGCAACUUAGGCAGCAGAGGGCAAUGCAGCAACUCGGUGUGAUGCAACCCCAUGCCUGGAGACCGCAGCGAGGUUUACCUGAAAACUCUGUAUCAAUCCUUCGUGCAUGGCUGUUUGAGCAUUUUCUUCAUCCGUAUCCAAAUGACUCAGAUAAGUUGAUGCUUGCAAGACAGACUGGCCUCACAAGGAGUCAGGUAUCAAACUGGUUCAUAAAUGCACGUGUCCGCCUUUGGAAGCCAAUGAUUGAGGAAAUGUACAAAGAAGAGACUGGGGACACAGAGAUGGACUCGAACUCUUCCUCUGACAAUAUAUCUUUAGGAAAAAAUGAUCUUAGAUCCUUUGGAGAUAAGGAAGACUUGCAAAGUCCUGAUGCUGAUAUUGGUAGGACAGCAACCAGAUGUUAUCACAAGCCCAAUGUGGAUGUGGCUUAUCUGAAUUGUAAGUUGAGUGAUCAAAGAGCUACUCAGGAGGACUCCGGUCUUCUCCAGGAUGCCUUCAGUCACUCUGAUGGGAGUGAAAGGUUCAUGGCAUACCAAAUGGCCGAUCUGGGAAGCUACGGAAAUGGUGGUGUGUCUCUCACAUUAGGUUUGCAGCAUUGUAACGUCAGUAUCGGAUCAAACAGUCAACACAACUUCCUCUCAAUACAGGAUGAAAACAUUUAUAGCACAGCUCCUCCAGGUGCUGAGGCAACUGAUUACGAUUGUGUCAAUCCACUGGAUCCUCCGCAGACUUUUGGAUCAUCAUUGCAUAAUCUGCACGAUUUUGUAGCUUGAAUGUUGCUGUUUGCAUCUUUAGACGGUUUGAAUGUUUAUGAAAAAGUAACAAGGUGUGUAGUAGCUUCACAUGAGCUUUCGGUGAUCGCUUUGUUAAAGAAACAAUAUAUAGGCUGAUACAGAUUGUAAUAUACAAGGAAGGGUUAUUGGAAUUACAGGUUAACGUGUUGUAUUGAUGCACUAUUUGUGUAAUUUGCUGAAGAAGAAAACACGUAAAAGUUUAUCAAUUUGAAAGCGUCUGGUGGGGGAUCAUGACAUAUGUUUUGGCAUGGCGACCUUCUGGACCAGCUGGCAUUGGUAGGGUAUUUGUGUAACUUAGAUUUUUAUUCC